Molecule: messenger RNA, 3153 nt
Organism: Macrosiphum euphorbiae (potato aphid)
Lineage: Eukaryota; Metazoa; Arthropoda; Insecta; Hemiptera; Aphididae
Source: the annotation of a GenBank genome assembly
AUGUGGGUGAAUCCAAAGGAAGUGUUAAUCCCCAACACCUUUUGGCAAAACGAAAAAUUAAGUGUAUACUUUCUAUUACAACACCGCGUCGGUCAUGGACAGGGGAAUAAAUUAUCUUCGUUAUUAGUUGGGACGUUUGAUAGUUUUUUUGAAACCAAACCAAGUCCUUACAGGAUCUUACAUCAAACACCAAGUUCAGAAGUGUAUUAUGAAAUAGCUUGUGCAUUAACUGAAUCAGAUAUUUUAAAAGAUUGGGAGUGGUUGGAGAAUAACCUGAAUCUCAAUAUAUUUGAGAAUGAAGAUGAUGUUACUGACUUUGUUCGCUGUAAAAUUAAAAGCUUAGUAGCAACUAAUGUAUCAGAGACACCAGAUGAAGACAAUUCUGAAUCGUUUAAAGAUGCAUCUAUAAAAUUUCACCGUCUGUUCAAUGUGUCACGUGAUACUACCCUUGUUUGUUACUAUGCUUGCAGCUAUUUGAAAAAUAAACUCCCUCGCCGAGGUUGGCUAUAUUUGUCUGUAGAAUAUUUAUGUUUUCAUUCAUACUUGUUGGGUAUAGAAGAUAAAAUAGUUGUAAGAUGGACAGAUGUGAUCAAUUUGGAUAAAAAUAAUAGUAUGUUAUCAGAUACGAUCAAAGUAACAACAAGAGAUAAAAGAGAAUAUAGAUUUUUUAUGUUCCUGCAUUCAUCGGAUACAUUUGAAUUAAUGAAACAAUUAGUUAAUCUAGCAAUGAAAGGAAUUAUUAAUGAUGUGUGGUUCAAUAAAGAUCAUAACCUGCUACUUAAAGUCAAUAAAUAUGUUCCCAAAAGACAGUCUUUUGUAAAACGUGACUUGGAUGCAAGAGCUAUGUCUGAGACAUAUAGGCUCCUAUUCCGAUUACCUUUGAAUGAAAAACUUGAUGGAGUUACUAAUGCUACAUUGUAUACUCCAUACAAUAAGAAACAUGUGUUUGGACAAGUGUACUUGUCUCAAAACUUUAUGUGUUUCAAUAGUAAAACAACUGAUCCAUUGAAUGUGGUUAUUCCGUUAUGUGAUGUAUCACAAGUUGAGAAAUUAGAACCUAUACCUAAUGAUCAAUCAUUUGAUAAUUCCAUUAUAAUAACUUUGAAGCUAACAAGUACAAAUGAAAAACCUCCAUUUUUCAUAUUUUCACAAAUUAUGGAAAGAGAAUUUUUCUUAAAAAAUAUAUCUGAAAUAUUAGGUAAUUUAGAAACAAAAUCAAUUUCUAAAUUCCAAAGAGUUGAUUCAAUAUCAGAUAGCGAAAUAAAACUACCAUUGCGGUUUACUUUUCGAAUGAAAGAGCAUGAUAAUUCUAUAAUUAAAAUCAAACAGCGAGCGAAGGAAGUUGAAUGGGAUUUGUACUUCAAAGAGCAUGGGGACGGUGUUUCAAUGUAUAAAACGAAAGAACUAGUUAAAAUGGUUUUAGUGGGCAUACCAGAAUCAUUGAGAUCAAAUCUUUGGCUAAAAUUUUCUGGUGCUUACCAUGAUAUGGUGGCUAAUCCAGGACUAUAUAAUGAGUUAGUAAAUAUUGCUUCUACAACUAAAUCGAUAUCUCAUGAUGAAAUCGAACGAGAUUUACAUAGAUCAUUACCUGAACAUCCAGCCUUCCAAUCCGAAAUUGGUAUUAAUGCAUUACGUAGGGUGCUUACAGCCUAUGCAACAAAAAAUCCUCAAAUUGGUUACUGUCAAGCCAUGAACAUAAUUGCAUCUGUGUUGUUAAUUUAUUGUACCGAGGAAGAAGCGUUUUGGCAGUUGGCCUGCAUUUGUGAAAAUAUGUUACCAGAUUACUAUAACAACAAAGUAGUAGGAGCUUUAGUUGACCAAGGAGUUAUGGAUAAUCUUAUAGCCAAUCAUUUACCAUUUAUAUAUGAUAUUUUGUCUAGACUUGGUUUGAUUCAAAUGAUAUCAUUGUCUUGGUUUCUUACAAUAUUUCUCAGUGUGAUGCCAUAUCAAAGCGCAAUUUAUAUUGUUGAUUGGUUUUUCUUUGAUGGAGCUAAAGUCAUAUUUCAAGUGGCUUUAUCUAUUUUAGAAAUGAAUCAAAAACGAUUGGCUUGUUGUCGUGAUGAUGGUGAAGCAAUGCAAACUUUAUGCAAUUAUUUGUCAGGAAUCUAUAAUGAAGAACUAGAGCAAAGUGAACUAUAUAAAGAUGGUGAUAAAAUAGAAAGGAGUGUUUCUGUUCAAGAACUAAUCAACAAUGGAUACAAAAAAUUUAAAUCUGUUAAUAGCAAAAAUAUUGAAAAUCUUCGUGUCAUGAACAGACUUAAGGUGGUUCAGUCAAUGGAAGAUGGAAAUGAAAAAAACAUAGUCAGAUCAUUAGUCCCAGAUAAUUAUUUUUCAUCUGAUGAACUGAUGGAUUUGCUAAAAUUUGUUAGAGAAGAAGUGGUUUCUGUACACAAAAGAACCCAUGUUCAACCACUUAAAGCAGAAACACCUAUAGAACCUUAUGAAUCUUAUAGAAUUGACUUUUAUCUAUUUGAAACCAUGUUUACGGUGAUUUCCCCCUUAGCUAAGAAUAAUGGUGCCAGUAAUUUGGCAGUUCGGCUGUUUAAGUUGAUGGACAUGAAUGAUGAUGGUUUCUUAAACUUUCGUGAGUUAACAGCAGCCUUAGGCCUAACAUCUACUGUUGAUGUAACUAUAAGGCUAAAAAUGCUCUAUUUACUACAUUUAUCACCACUUCUUUCAAAUGAUUUGCUGUCUUCGACUGAACCAAAUAUUUCUGAAAGUGGAGCUGAAUAUGCUUCUGAUGCUGCUGAAUAUUUUAAUGCUAAUAUUUCAAGAGGUAUAAUGUGUGAAUCAAAUUUAAAUGAUUUAAAAUCACUUAGGAGUGUUACUAAUUGGAAACAUUCUACCAUUUGUUUACCAUCCAUGUCUGAAGAUCGUUUUGUUGCAUUGUGUAAGACUAUGUAUGAUCUCAUUGAAAAUUCAGCUAUAGACCAAGAAAUGCAUAAUAGCAUAUCCAAAAUAAGUGCUAUUUUAUUGGAACUCGGUAAUUUAAAUAAAGAAGAGUCAAAUAAAUCAGAAAAUCAAAAUAACAGCGAGUGGUUUAUAAAUGCAGAACAAUUUGUUGCUACUGCAUUGACGGUACAAAAACUGGUCGAGUUUAUUGGUGCAAGAGCUAAUGUCUCACAAGCUCUUCACGAAUUGAGAAAUAAUUGA